This is a messenger RNA of Solanum stenotomum, 2094 nucleotides long. RefSeq names its product ATP-dependent helicase rhp16-like. Lineage: Eukaryota; Viridiplantae; Streptophyta; Magnoliopsida; Solanales; Solanaceae. The transcript has 17 exons. The record is from RefSeq and is a predicted model, not a curated record. The coding region runs from base 1 to 2094 and encodes 697 amino acids. Gene Ontology annotation, molecular function: ATP-dependent chromatin remodeler activity; ATP binding.
AUGUUGAGAAGGAUAGAUAUAAAGAGACGUCAACGUGAGUGGAUGCAAUAUAUAAGAGGACUAGUUUUGACAUGGGAGAUAGUGGAACAAGAAAUGAAUGAAUUCCUUCUUGAGAAUUAUUCAAAUGAUUUAGUCAUGGAUAUUCAGAAUGUCUUGCUUGCGGAAAUUGCCGAGCCACCAUCAGAUUUCAUCUUGCCACUAUUGAGGUACCAAAAGGAGUGGCUGGCUUGGUCAUUACAGCAAGAAACUAUAUUCAAAGGGGGUAUUCUUGCUGAUGAAAUGGGUAUGGGGAAGACGGUUCAAGCCAUAGCACUUGUUCUUGCUCAACGCGAAUUAAAGAAAGCAACUAGUGGUUCCAGUAUAUUGUCGUCUUCACUCGGUACUUCCCAGGAGCUCCCAACAGUAAAAGGAACUCUUGUUGUGUGUCCUUUGAUUGGAGCUUUGCAAUGGAUUCGUGAGAUUGAACGUUGCACGAUUAAAGGAAGCAACAAAACUGUUCUUUAUCAUGGCGCCGAUAGGGAGAAAUGUAUGUACAAACUGGAGGAAUAUGAUUUUGUAAUUACUACAUACUCCACUAUCCAGGCUGACAGUGUUGGUGAAGAUGUGUCCAGGAGGAAGUCAGUUUUGCAUUCAACGAAGUGGGAUCGUAUCAUUUUGGAUGAGGCUCAUUGUAUCAAAUCUGUACACAGCAACUCUACAAAAGCGGUUCUUGCUUUAGAAUCUUUUUAUAAGUGGGCCUUAACUGGUACACCCCAGCAAAACCACAUUGGAGAAUUGUACUCAGUUGUUCGUUUCUUACAAGUUACCCCUUAUGUUUGUUACUUUUGCGAAGAUUGUAAUUGCACUGGACUUGAUUUUAGCUUCUCCGAUGCGUGCCCACAGUGCUCCCACCAACCUGCAAGCCACUUCCUCUGGUGGAAGAAAUAUAUUGAAGAACCUUUAUGGUCAUACGAUGAUGAAGGUAGAGAUGCGAUGGUGUGGUUGAAGCACAAAAUUCUGAAAAGCCUAUUGCUAAGACAUACCAAAAAAGAGAGAGCUGUUGAUCUUGCACUUCCCACAAAGACUGUUACAGUGAGAAAAGAUUCUUUGGAUGAUAGAGAAUACGACUACUACAAGACACUGUGCCGUGGAAGCCAAGCACAGCUCGAUAUAUUUGUCCAGGAUGGAAAUGUGAUUAAUAAGCAUGGUCACAUAUUUGCUAUGAUCACACACCUACGGCAGGCAGCUGAUCAUCCGUACCUUGUGAUGUACUCUAGAAAAGAGUUGGCUAGUGGCAAUAAAGAGGCUAGAGAUGUUGAACAAUCAUGUGACUGGUGUCAUGAUGCAGUGCAAGAUCUAGAAGUUACUUGUUGUAGGCACGUGUUUUGCAGGGCGUGUAUGAAUUAUUUAGCUGAAGGUGUAAUGGAAGCGCCAUGCCGUUCAUGUACCAAACCCCUCACAUUUGACUUCACUGGAAAUAAAGAUAAGGGAGAUUCUAGUUCUAAACCUACUGUCAAAGGGUUUAGGUCCUCAAGUGUAUUGAACAAAAUUCAGCUUGAUAAAUUCAAGACAAGCACUAAAAUAGAAGCUUUGAAGGAAGAAAUUAGCGACAUGUUUGAAACGGACGGUUCUGCAAAAGGAAUAGUUUUUAGCCAGUUCACAUCGUUUUUGGAUCUGAUAGAGUAUUCUCUUAAUCUGUGUGGCAUCAAUUGUGUUCAAUUAGUUGGAUCCAUGUCUAUUGCCGCAAGAGAUGCUGUACUUAAAAGAUUCACUGAGGAUGCAAAUUGCAAGAUAUUGCUUAUGAGCUUGGAGGCUGGAGGUGUUGCCCUCAAUCUUACAGUUGCAUCACAUGUUUUCUUAAUGGAUCCUUGGUGGAAUCCUGCAGUGGAGCAGCAAGCCCAAGAUAGAGUCCAUCGAAUAGGGCAAUAUAAACCGGUCAAGAUUGUGAGAUUUGUGAUUGAGAAUACAAUUGAAGAGAGAAUCUUAGAGUUACAAGAGAAGAAGAAAUUACUUUUUGAAGGGACAAUUGGUGGUUCUUCAGAGGCCUUAGGAAAGCUAACAAACGAGGACUUGAUGUCCCUGCUGUAUCAUCACUUUUGGCUGUAUGGAGUUUGA